AUGGUCCGCGGGGAGGUCUCGGGCGAUGCCGCCUUGUGGCAGGUGUUGCAGCAAGACGCUGAAGAAGCAAUGCCGCUGUAUGAACCCCUCGAUGCUGGCAAGUCAGAAAUCAGGCUUCUCGAAUAUGUCAGCUUCUCUGGUCAGCCGUCCCUGAGACUCAGUUCGGUAUCUCUCGACGAAAAGCCUGUAUACACAGCCCUAUCAUACGUCUGGGGAGAUGCUUCCAUCACUGAGUCAAUCCUUUUGAACGACCAGGAGUUUCAAGCAACCAAAAACCUCUUCCACGCUCUUCAGCAUCUCCAAGAUCAUUGGAUAGACACGUUUCCUGGCCGACAUCCGCAAGGCUUCAGGCUCUGGGUGGAUGCCCUUUGCAUCAACCAACAAGAUGUCGCAGAACGAAAUCAGCAAGUGCAACUGAUGCGGCGAGUUUACGCGAGUGCCGAGCUCGCGUUCUCGUGGCUCGGAACGGAUACCGAGGAGAUUGGCGCAGCAUUUGAAACGAUCAACCUGGUGGCUCACGAAAUGGACAAAGUCGUAGGACGACGCCACAUUGGAGGAGUUGAGCCGCACGAACUGAUCAGCUGGAUGAAAGAUUGGCCACAGCUCAUCUUGGCUGAUAUAGGACCUGAAAACGACUGGCAUUCCAAUCAGUCGUGGAAGAGCGUUCGGUCUCUUUUCACCUUACCUUACUGGUUUCGCGUAUGGGUAGUUCAAGAGAUUGUCCUCGCAGAGAACCUGGUUCUGUUGUCUGGGAAGUCUUCUGUUGACUGGAUAGCGCUUUUCCUCACAUGCAGUUGGAUUGGAAGGUUGAAAGAGAUCCGGAGCUACUUGCAGAAGCCUUCGUGGAUGGUUGAAUCUGCCUGGCUCAGCAUCACGUCGUCCGAUAGGGUGCCAUGGCACAAUCCCAUGCGACUCAUGAAGGCAAAACACCUACACAAACGACCAGAAACGCUGAGUGCAGACGAGUGGGAGAGCUGGGGCUGGCAAUUGAUGAGCUGGAACCACACCCUCUCCGCCACCGACCCCAAGGAUAAUAUCUAUGGCUUGCUUGGUCUCACCAAUUUGCCCCUGAUUCCCGACUACAGUCCGGACGUCUCGGUCGCUUCGGUAUAUGUCGAGUACUUUGCUCAGAAUCUUGCAUACUGGAAACGAACAGGACGAGGCAAAGAGCUUGAACUUCUUCCAAUGGCUGGCCUACAUAUGACCAUGGGGGCGACUCAACCACUGGUCACCCCAGACCUCCCGACGUGGGUUCCGAACUACCCACACGCAUGGAGUGAAUCAAAUAGGUUGUUUGAGCCGAUCAUAGGAGACGCUGAUAAUGGAGUUUUCGGGUCAAAUGUCCCAGAUGCGAACAUCUCGGGCGAAAGACACUUACUGGUGUCCGGCAUUCGUAUCGGCAAGGUACUUCGCAACCUACCGAAGCCAACAUUAUUCGAUACUGAGAAUAAGCUUGUCAAACUCACCGAACAACUGGUAACUAGUAAUGAUCAGUUUUACAAUGGGAUGACUGCGCAGGAGGCCGUAUUUCGCGCGGUGUUCGAAUCAGGCGGUCGUGGUGAAGCUGUCUUCUUUCGGUACCCCGAAGCCCGAGCUGAGAUGGCUCUCGGCUUCUUGUUUCACUUGAUGUACAUCGAUCGAGAAUUCGCAGGUGAACCUUUAGGACAGCGCCUAUUCGAGCUACUAGGCCUCGACGACAGCAGCAGUGAGGCGUUCAAUAGUAGCCUCUCGAAAGCAUUUAUUUCUGGCCAUGAAAUCGAGGGCCCAUGGCUGGAAAGGCUCGCAGAAUGGAAUCCAGAGGAUGGCCUUUCACCUGAGGUUCACGACCAGGUGAAGUCGGGUGUGAGCGCCUGGGACUGGCGUGAUCGCGGGAUGUUGCAGAUAGGAGGAGCCGAGGGCAACUACAUUGGCGUUUCCCGACAAAACAUGGCUGAAGCUGUGGAUGUCGUAUGUGUACUGAAAGGGUCUUCGGUGCCUGUCAUCUUGAGAAAGACCGAAGGCGAAGCGACUUGGAGCCUGGUUGGCACGUGUUGGGUAGCCGGGAUGAUGUAUGGUGAGGUGAAGACUAAGCUUGAUGACGCUUCCGUGAGUGUGGAGAGAUUUGAAUUACGUUGA
Colletotrichum costaricense is the source of this 2115-nucleotide messenger RNA. RefSeq lists its product as uncharacterized. The coding region runs from base 1 to 2115 and encodes 704 amino acids. The transcript has 2 exons. Lineage: Eukaryota; Fungi; Ascomycota; Sordariomycetes; Glomerellales; Glomerellaceae. The record is from RefSeq and is a predicted model, not a curated record.